Molecule: messenger RNA, 528 nt
Organism: Striga hermonthica
Lineage: Eukaryota; Viridiplantae; Streptophyta; Magnoliopsida; Lamiales; Orobanchaceae
Source: the annotation of a GenBank genome assembly
AUGGGGUCCACUGAAAUUGUCGACUCCGGCAGGCCUUCCGGCGGGAGGUCUAAGUUCUCCCGCACGUGUUCCCUUUUGAGCCAGUACUUGAAGGAGAAGGGCAGCUUUGGGGAUGAGCUCAACCUCCGCUUCCAUACUCACAAAGGUUCUCAAUUAAUUAAGAAAUCGGGGUGUGAAGACGUGAAAGAAGAGAAACCCAAUCUCAGUGAUGUGGAAACUCCACAGAUGACCAUAUUCUAUGCCGGUCAGGUUAUGGUCUUUAACCGCCUUCCGGCGGCCAAGGCCCAAGAGAUCCUGAUGAUAGCCGCCCAGACCCGCCCCAAACCCGCCUUUGCCCGCCGCACACAUUUACCGAUUGCCAGGAAGAACUCGCUGGCCCGGUUCCUGGAGAAGAGGAAGCACAGAAUAACAGCAAAUGCACCUUACCCACCAAACAAACUGGAGGCGCAGCCAAAGCUGGCCGCAACAAGUGAGCCAUGGCUGGGAGUUGCUCCUGAGCUUACUAGCCAUUCGAUUAUUCCUCCAUAA